AUAUAUAAUUAAAUUCAAUAUUUUCUCAAAAAUAAAAAUCACAAUUUUAUUAUAAAUUUAACUAUACCAUUUUAUUUAAACGUGUUUACCAUGUUAUAAUUAUAAUGAUAAGCUAGUUAUUUAUAAAUUCAAAUAUAAUGACAAUAAUAUCAAUAGUAAUUAGCAUUUGGUGUAUAAUAUUUAUUAAAACAUGCGAAACAUCUGAUUCUAAGGCUAUUGCAUACCUACAGCCCCAACAAAUUCAUCUCUCACUCGGAUCGGCUAAAAGUGAGAUGACUAUAACAUGGGUUACAUUCAACAUAACUGAUUCCAUAGUAAAGUAUGGAAUAAAUAGUUUGAAUACAUCGACGAACGGAAGUGUCACUCAAUUCACUGAUGGAGGGCCGGAAAAGAGGGUCUUAUUUAUACACAGAGUUGUAUUGACUGCACUUCAACCCGGAGUUAAAUACCAAUAUCAUUGCGGAAGUAGAGAGGGUUGGAGUGCAGUGUAUAUGUUCAAGACAUUGAAUGAAGGGAUUGACUGGAGUCCUAAGAUUGCCAUUUAUGGCGAUUUGGGUAAUGUUUUAGCAGAAAGUUUGGGACCACUUCAAGAAGAAGCACAACAAGGAGUGUAUGACAUGAUUAUGCAUUUAGGUGAUUUUGCGUACGAUUUACAUGAUGAUAACGCUAGAGUUGGCGACGAGUUUUUCAGGCAAAUAGAGCCAAUGGCCGCCAAUUUUUCCAAUUAUGACAAUAGAUUUUCACUUAUAUCUGAAGGCGAUUCCGUGUCAAACAACCACUACUGGAGUUAUAAUAUAGGAUCCGCUCAUAUCAUCUCAUUCUCGACUGAAUUUUACUAUUAUAGUAAAUAUAGGAUUGAAACUGGCCAUGAUCAAUUGAGAUACCAUUAUAAUUGGCUCGAGAAAGAUUUAACCGAAGCUAAUAAACCAGAAAACAGGGACAAAUAUCCAUGGAUUAUAACUAUGGGUCACAGACCACCAUAUUCACUACAUGACGUCGAUGAAACUAUUAGAUUAGGUGUUGUGUCAAAUGGGAGUCGAUUGUAUGGUUUGGAAGACCUUUUCUAUAAACAUGGAGUGGACGUUGAAUUCUGGGCUCACGAACACAUUUACGCCAGACUUUGGCCCAUAUAUAACAAUACCGUAUUUAAUGGCACAGAAUCUGAUCCCUAUACUAAUCCCAAAGCACCCGUACAUAUCAUAUCGGGAAGUGCUGUGCGUUUGUUAACUUCAAUUGGUUGUUAUAUGAAAGAAAGAGAAAUAACAUCAGACAAACCUUAUGUUGCAAUGAUUAACGCAGAUUAUGGCUAUAGUGUUAUGACUAUUGUUAAUAAAACACACCUUAAUAUUAAGCAAAUAUCCGACGAUAAGAAAGGAGAAGUUGUGGAUGAAAUCAAUGUCAUUAAGGAAGUACACGGACCUCAGGCCUGGGUU
Medioppia subpectinata is the source of this 1433-nucleotide messenger RNA. NCBI's taxonomy places the organism in Eukaryota, Metazoa, Arthropoda, Arachnida, Sarcoptiformes, Oppiidae. The record is from the annotation of a GenBank genome assembly.